ACCGAAACAAUAAUCGUUUCGAGGAAUUUUACCAGGUACCAGUACAUAUUGGUUCGCUUUUUGUUCCCGUGUUCAACAACUCCUAGAUCUUUCAAUUCUAUCAACAUCCCGUAUUCCCCUCUGUCGAAGUUGGUUACUGCCCAACAAGUGUUAAUCCACAACAUCUUCGUCUUUGAUGAUUAAAGAGAGGAAUUGGCUGACAAUCUUGCUGCAGUCAACUUUCAUCGUACUGGAGUCACCUGUUCCAAAGGAUUCUGUUCGAAGCGAGAACAACUACAGGGUAGAUUCAACGUUGUACAAGUAAUUGUUCGCAAUUUGCAGACCUUCACAAGUGUCAAGGAACAUUGGUGGAAGCAGCAUCAUUGACCGCACACUUCGUUUCCUGUUUGUCACUUUCUGAUCCAAGAUGGCCAUUCCCUUCUGUUCCCGUUCCAUCUUUGUACUUGUCGGCUUGCUGACAUCCAGUUUUCUAGAGGCAUCAUGGGUGGAUCCGGACACACCGAUGAACUCUCGAAGUACUGAAUCUCUGUAUAAGGAAGAUACAAGAAAGUAUGAGCUAGUAUUUUCUGAUGAAUUUGAACAGGAUGGCAGGGACAUGAAAGAUGGAAACGAUCCGAGAUGGACAGCCAUUAAUAAAAAUGAUUGUGAGUCGUGUCGUUACUUAGGGGAACAUCGAAGCAUCCAUUCCUAUUGACUAUCUUCUGGAGCAUUACGGAUUGCCUUUGUAGAGGAGGAUGGCGGAAUACUGGAAUGUUUCAACUUUAUUUUUCCUCCUUUAAUUUCUCACUUUGAAUCUAUCGAUUCUUUUUCAGAUACAAAUGCGGCGCUUCACUACUAUAGCAACGAAAAUGCGAAGACUGAAGACGGACUGCUCAAGAUAAAAACCGAGACGAAGGUGAACUCCUACCGAGCAUUUAAUGAAAAAACCAAAAAAUUCUACAACGAUAAAAAAUACAUUCAAAGCAGUAUGGUGCAGGGAUGGAACAAAUUUUGCUUCACCGGCGGAAUUGUUGAAUUCAGAGCCAAGCUUCCGGGAAGCCCCAGGAUCGGUGGUCUAUGGCCAGCAUGUAAGUUGUUUCUCGUUUUUUUCUUGAAUGAGCCUGUCAGUAGUUGUUUCGUAUGCCUUUCCAAAAAAGCGUUCAAUUUCUAUUUGUAGAGUCGUACUUACGCUUUUUCCAUACGGCAUGCAAAAAUAUCAGUGUGGAUGCUAGGAAACCUUGCUCGAGCAACGUACGUUGGUUCUUCCGAUUACAUGUGGCCUUACAGCUACAACAAAUGCGAUGCAUCAAAUCGUCUCAGCCAAGAAAUUAGUUCGUGCUCGAGGGUGCACCAUUACGGCAUGGAGGAUUACCGUGGUCGUGGAGCUCCUGAAAUCGAUGUAAUUGAAUCGAUGCAGGGCGACGCAGAGAAACUUCCAAGCACCAAUAUUACCAGACCUUAUCAGUCCGCCUCGUACCAAGUGGCUCCUGGUAUCGAGCGUGAUAGGCCGGUGCUUGGAUUGAAACCCAAACAAGGACACUGGUAUUCGGGCAUGGAAUACAACCACAACAACCUUACCAGAUCAGAACUUAACCCUUUCUUUUAUGGGGUGACUCUGGUUCACAAACUGAAAUCCUACACGUACCAAGCAGAUGCACUGUCGGCAAAUCGUGGUUUGAACACAUCUCACUACACCAAUCAACAUACUUACAGAGUAGAAUGGGAACCACCCGCUGAGGAUGGCUCCGGGGGCUAUAUACGGUGGUAUACCGAUGAUGUAUUCAUGUACGGCAUUUCAGGUUCGAACCUUCAAACCACUGGAAGUGAGAUACCAAGUGAAGCCAUGUAUUUGCUCAUGAAUACCGCUGUUGCGUCCAGUUGGGGAUUUCCCAUGCCAUGUCCCGACGGUUGCAGUUGUGAAUGCUACGAAUGCGGGAAUCCAGAAUGCGCUUGCGCGUUACCGACAGGAUACUGCGAAAACUUCCCGGCCACGUUCGAAAUCGACUAUGUUCGUGUGUUUCAGGCUGUGGGAGAAGAAAAGCACACACUUGGCUGUUCGCCAAAGAAUCGGCCAACCAGUCUUUUCAUUAAGGGACACCAGAAGAGAUAUAUGGAAACUGGAGAUACCGCACCGCUGCAGCCUGUCCAAAACGGUGGUGCCCCUUGCAGAGAAAAUAACGACUGUGGAUCGAAUGCGAACGGAUACUGUUCAUCGCGGGGAUUUUGCGUUUGCCAAAAACAAUUUACGGGACCGACUUGUAUGGCUCACAAUGGUUUCUAUAUUAAUGAGUCGGUGAGCGAAGAGGAGUUCAGUUUCGGAUGUAAGUCCAAUCGAAUCAUUUUGCAAUUUGCUUCUCUUCAAUCACUCACAACUAUUCUUCGUCUGUAGUGAAUAAUUUGUACAUGCCUACAAGCUUUAUCGCAUGGAUAGUUGGUCUUUUCAUCUUCCUGUUGUUUUCGGCCUAUCUUGCGAUGCGGGAGAGGGUCAAGAGUCGCCAUCGACGAUCUAGAGAGCAACCACCUCAUUCACCCGUCAACUAUCAGAAUUCAUCGGAUUAUGCCCUGCCACCAAAACAAAAGGUUGUGACGUAUUGUGUGGUUGAUGGCAGACUCAUCGACAAAUAAAUUUGUCGACGCACGAAACAUAUCCUCAUUUCUCCCUCUGUUUGAAUAGAAAGCAAGAGAUUUUGACUUCCAGACUUUCUCUAUUGGGCGGUCGGCUGUCACCCCAUUGAGGACUUACUACGAACUAAAUAGGCUGACGUUUUUAACAGGUGACGGGAGACAAUUGCAAUAAUAGGAUUCAAAUAUUUGCUCUCGGAUGACUUAAACACAUUUGAUUGAUACGCCGAAAAGCACACCCCGCUAGCACACAUCACACUCUAGAUUAUCACUUAAACUGGAUACGAAUUCAGCUCACACUAUUAAUUCAUUACUAACUCCAAUAGAAUCACGCUCUUGAU
This is a messenger RNA of Pseudo-nitzschia multistriata, 2942 nucleotides long. NCBI's taxonomy places the organism in Eukaryota, Bacillariophyta, Bacillariophyceae, Bacillariales, Bacillariaceae. The record is from the annotation of a GenBank genome assembly.